CCGGAAGUAAAGCCCGGAAGUGGAAACGUCACUCUGCAGGCUCGGAGGUUCCGCCUGUCGACAGACACAUAAGCUUGUUAAAAGUCUGAUUUGAACGUUUGUACACAGCAGAAACUGGAAAUAUGACCGGGCGGCUACCGGCGUGUGUCGUGGACUGUGGUACAGGUUACACCAAGCUGGGAUAUGCUGGCAACACAGAACCACAGUUCAUUGUUCCAUCAUGUAUUGCCAUCAAAGAGUCCGCCAAAGUUGGAGACCAAGCUCAGCGACGGAUGAUGAAGGGAGUGGAUGACUUGGACUUCUACAUUGGAGAUGAAGCUGUAGAUAAACCCUCAUAUUCCACAAAGUGGCCAAUUCGUCAUGGGAUUGUGGAAGACUGGGACCUAAUGGAGCGCUUCAUGGAGCAAAUCAUCUUCAAGUACCUUAGGGCCGAACCUGAAGACCACUACUUCCUCCUGACUGAGCCUCCUCUGAACACACCGGAAAACCGAGAAUAUACAGCCGAGAUCAUGUUUGAAUCCUUCAAUGUGCCAGGACUGUACAUUGCUGUGCAGGCCGUGCUUGCUCUUGCAGCCUCCUGGACAUCCAGACAAGUGGGAGAAAGGACAUUGACAGGCACGGUUAUUGACAGCGGGGACGGUGUCACCCAUGUCAUUCCUGUAGCUGAAGGUUAUGUUAUUGGGAGCUGUAUAAAGCACAUUCCCAUCGCAGGACGAGACAUUACUUACUUCACUCAGCAGCUUCUCAGAGAGCGGGAAGUGGGCAUCCCACCAGAGCAGUCACUGGAGACAGCCAAAGCAGUCAAGGAGCGUUUCAGCUACGUGUGCCCAGACCUUGUCAAAGAGUUCAACAAGUACGACACAGACGGCUCCAAGUGGAUUAAGCAAUACACCGGCAUCAACAGCAUCAGCAAGAAGGAGUUCACCAUUGAUGUGGGCUAUGAACGUUUCCUGGGGCCUGAGAUCUUCUUCCACCCAGAGUUCGCCAACCCAGACUUCACCCAGCCUAUCUCUGAGGUUGUUGAUGAGGUCAUCCAGAACUGCCCCAUUGAUGUCCGGCGUCCUCUCUAUAAGAGCAUUGUUUUGUCUGGAGGCUCCACCAUGUUCAGGGAUUUUGGUCGCCGUCUGCAGAGAGACUUGAAGAGGUCUGUGGAUGCCCGACUCAAGAUUAGCGAGGAGCUGAGUGGAGGCAAACUAAAACCCAAGCCAAUUGAUGUCCAAGUUAUCACUCAUCACAUGCAGAGAUAUGCCGUCUGGUUUGGAGGAUCUAUGUUAGCAUCGACUCCUGAGUUCUACCAGGUCUGCCACACCAAAAAGGACUAUGAGGAAAUCGGACCGAGCAUUUGUCGCCACAAUCCUGUGUUUGGAGUAAUGUCUUAACUGUUAGACCAGAAGGGGUACAGUGCAUUUCUUCUUCAAACCUUUGGUUUCUUUUGAGGAAAAAAAAACAAGAGAAAUGGUUUUACAGUUUUAUUAAACCAUUUGCAAAUGUUUGUUGGUUUUCUACUAAACACCACGCAGCGAUGACUGAGGACCAUGGAGAUUAUCAUGCAGUCAAUAUCAGGUGUGCCUGUUUAUAUUUUGUGCACAUUUUUAAUGUACAUCCAGGAUGAAAUUAAGGGUUUAAAACUAUGAAAUGUAUGAGCAAGUUUGAACUAAGGGUUCAGCCUUCAUUUUGCCAAUCCUCCUAGUAUUCCCUUUGUUUGUCCAACGUAUCUGCUUUCACUUCAAACGAUGAUGCAGGACACAAAAACAAGGACUGACCGGUUAGAAAGAGGAGUCUGCAUUACUGUAAGAUCAGUAUUAUUUGAUCAAAUUGAUUUUUCAUGAUGAAUAUCAAAUUAUGGGGGGAAAUGGGAUUUAAUGCCUUACAACAUUUCAAUAAAUGUUAAUUUUUGUCAGUU
Molecule: messenger RNA, 1903 nt
Organism: Nerophis lumbriciformis (worm pipefish)
Lineage: Eukaryota; Metazoa; Chordata; Actinopteri; Syngnathiformes; Syngnathidae
Product: actin-related protein 3-like
Source: RefSeq, a predicted model, not a curated record